Messenger RNA from Apis laboriosa (Himalayan honeybee), 1538 nucleotides. RefSeq lists its product as uncharacterized. NCBI's taxonomy places the organism in Eukaryota, Metazoa, Arthropoda, Insecta, Hymenoptera, Apidae. The record is from RefSeq and is a predicted model, not a curated record. Bases 650 to 1174 code for a protein of 174 amino acids. The transcript has 2 exons.
CAAGAUUUUUAAAACAAAGUUUGAAUAUAAAAUUUGAAAUAGAAGGGUAGAAGUAAUGUGAAAGAUUAUCAUUCUUUGAUAGAGCCAUCCUGCAAUGCUUGUCAAUCAACGAUUAAAUGUUGAUUAAAAAAGUCGAGAAUUUAUUUAUAAAUCGAUAUUGUUUAUUAUUUAACAUCAGCAAUAUCGAUCCUUUGAAGGUUAAAUUUUCUGAUGAAAGAAUGAUGAGAAAAAAUUAAUUUACAAUUAAAUUAUUAAUAACGGAAAAAUAUUUGUUUUGUGAUAUUUUGAAUGAUGAAGCCGAGUUAAAGUAUUCUCCGCACGAUAAUAUCGAAGUUCACCGUUUGUCACCUAUUUUCAGAGCGAGGCCAGCCACACUGCCAUCGUCUUUCGAUUGACAAGCGUUUCCAAAUUCACGAUUUGUUCCAGCCAUCAUCAUCGCCGUAGAAUUUCGUUUUCCGUUUUCCUUAUCAUGUUGGAACCAUUGAUCGUGCUUACAGUGUUGAACUGUUUCUUCAUGUUCAGCUCAACUGUGACGACUUGCGCGUUGUGGUAAUCGAAGUAUAUAAACAGUAUUCCCAUCUUACUUCUUUUUAAUGUGUUCGCCAGGUGGCAAUAUCGUACUCAUCGUUGCUGUUUCAAGAAAGAUUCCAUGCAACAGAGUAUGAAGUACAAUUUAUCCAAAUCGAGGAACUCGUCGAAGAAACCCGUCGAAAAUCGAAACAAGCAGGAUAAUAACCCCUCGAGUUCUAUCCAUCGAAGCAAAUCGAAUGUGACUAUGAACCGUGACAAAAAUAGGAGAACUUCGAAGAACAAAGCGAGAUUGAGCGCCAAGCUUCAGUCGGACAGCAAGAUACCUAGCGAUGAAAGAUUAUCCAUAGAAACAAUGAGAAAUUGGGAUCUCGAGGAGAAGGCGAAGAUGUCAGAAGCAUCGCAAACAGCAGAAGCGAAAUCGGCGGUGGUGAUGGAGUAUUCAACCGUGCAAAAAAUUGUCCAAAUUUUGGACAACGAGGAAGACAUUCUGGCCACGAAGAUGGCCAUGAAAGAGCUCAGUUCUAAACCGAUUAUCGAAGAAAAGAAACCGACAGUAGAGAUAGUAAAUGAACCACAGUACGAGUUAGUUCAAGCUUUACCCGAGUUCGAGACAAUGCCUGAAGAACAGACAUAUAUCAAUUAAAUUUUGAGAAAUAAAUUUAAUAUAUUUUUAAUUUGUUCUUGUUUCUUUACAUUAUUAUUAUAAGUAUAUAUGGACAAUGGAUAUACAGAUUAUUGGACAUAUUAUGGACAAUGGAUUAUUCACUUUGAAUAUUUUCUAUCAAUUAUUUUUAUUUUACAUCUUUUGGAUGUAAAAUAAGAUAUGAAAUAAGAUGUACAGAUGAUUAAUUUUGUGGUUGUUCGACACUUUCGACAUUUUCUAAUCUGGCAAAAAUAUUUCCUCUUCUUCGUUCACAAAUUUUGUAAAUCUUCUUUUUUUUUUUGCAAUUUCAGUCUGCUGAUUAUCAUCUGUUUAUAUUUUAUUAUCAAAGGAUAUACUAAUAAUA